ACUAUCCGUACUGUAGGCGUCGAGCUGUUUUCGGAGACAGGCAGUGGCUCUUGGUCGCCGAUAAUUAAGCUCUUUAUAUUGGCUCCGUUUUUUAGGUACAUACGGUGGCUGCUGAGACUAGGGUGCCGCUUACCGAGGCUCAGAAGGCGGUAUAACGCGUGGGCUCUUUGGCUAGUGAUGUCACGGCCUGCUGUUAGCCUUUACUAUUUGGGGACAUUCAUUCUGAGCCGCCAUAAUGCGUAUCCUGCUGCAUUGCCUUAAGAACUGCUCUUCACGGGAGCUCUCACAGUGUCUGCCCUUGCCAGGUUACUUUGAAGUUCAGAAUGUUACAGAAAAAUGAAACAUAGAAAAGCAUUACAUCGUAAAAGAAGUCGAUUAUUGCUGUCACAACCAUGGAUGACACAAUUUGGAGGAUCUAAAACGUACUGUUUCUUCCAAAAAAGGUGGCCUGUCUUUUCACGCCAGAGACAGAUUAAGUUUAAUGGUAGAGUGAAUAAGGUUGGCAUUUGUAAAAGUAAAGAAUGCAGUAACACAACUCAUAGAAAAGAGAGAUGCCCAAGACUGACUGCUAUACCACAAAACGUACAGAAAUCCUUAAAAAAACAUAACUUUAAAAGGAGAGCAAUUUUAAACUUUGCAUUAAAGCCCUCUAUUCAAAGCAAGGAAUUAGGAAAUUCACAGUCCACAAAGCAUGAUGACAAUCGAAAGAAAAAGUGGAAGACCACUAGUGAUGUAUUAAGCAAUGAUCCUGUUACAUACAGUAUUGAUCAUAAAAACAUUUCGGUCUUACAAACAAAAGAAAAGCUUCAGUUGUCUAAACGUACAAAUGAAAGGAAAGGUGUGCUUGUGAUUUUUAACAGCCAUAGAAAAAUACCCUCUCAUUUAUUGAAGCAAAAAUGUUUUGGUGGUCUGUGCUUUAAGAGAAUAAACAGUUUGUUUUCUAGCAGAAAGGUACCUUUAUUUAUGAUGCAUAAAAAACUUUCUGUGUUUACAUCUUGUGGUAGAAUACAGUCCCAUAAUCUAAGAACAAUCAACAGAAGCUUUAAAUUGGCAGAGAAAAGGCAUUGGUUUCAGAACAUCUGCAGAAAUUCUCUGAGAGGCAAAAUUAACAAAGCAGCUUCUUAUUUAAAGUCAAAACUUCAGAGACCGAUACAAAAUAUAAGUAGGCUUUCCGAUAUGAACAAUACAUCAGGAAUUUUAUGUGCAAAACAACUAAGUACAUCCACCAACUGCCUAAGGGAUGAGACUGUUAAACUGCAGAAUGUCGAGAGUCAGCUUGCAGACAUUGUAACCAGCAAACCAAUAUUAAAAUACAGUCCGCCUCAGCAUCAUGAAGCAACUAUUCAGUGGCAAAAUAAUGCUCCGGCCCCUAAGAAAAUAAAUGAGAAUCACACAGUGAACAGAUUUUCUGAUGAUAUAUGUGUUUUGUUACCAGAAAAGGAAAUCUCCAUAUCAUGUCAGGAGGUUACGAGUGUACAGGCAGAAAAUGAUGCUGAAGCAUUAUUGUUGCUGGCUCCUGACAAAGUGCAGUUAUGCAUGGGUGAAAACACAGAAUGUCCCAUGGAUCUGGUUGAAAAUGGAGAUGAUACCUGCCACAUGGAUGUAGAAGAAUCAACAAAUGCUGAUGUCUUUAACACAAAGCUAUUAGAUCACCCUUACUGUAAGAGCCCUCCACAACAUCACUCAGCAGAAGGGGCACAGAAUUCGUCAGAAAAAGAGAGAGUGAAGAAUGGCCAGAAAAUCAUUAGCUCCGUUUCUGAUGAACGGCUGGCAUCAUGUCUUUGUGGCCUUCUAAAUGACAUUAUAAAGAAAUAUGGAAGCUUAAUUCCGUUAUCUGAAAGAGAUGUUCUUACCCGUUUAAAAGAGGUCUUUAACGAAGACUUCUCCAGCAGGACAUCCUUCAUUACAAAGGAAAUUAUGAAGUAUAGAGCCAAGCAUUCCAAAGCACCUGUGUGCAAUUUCCGUGUCUUCUAUAAUAAGCACAUGCUCGUUAUGGACGACCUUGCCACCCUGGAUGGACAUAAUUGGCUGAAUGAUCAGGUUAUUAAUAUGUAUGGUGAACUCAUAAUGGAUGCUGUACCUGAGAAGGUACAUUUCUUAAACAGCUUUUUUCAUAGACAACUGGUGACCAAAGGUUAUAAUGGGGUGAAGAGGUGGACUAAAAAGGUGGAUUUUUUUAAGAAGACCCUACUCUUAAUCCCUAUUCACCUAGAAGUCCACUGGUCCCUUAUUACUGUAAACAUUCCCAAUAAAAUAAUUUCAUUUUAUGAUUCCCAAGGCAUACAUUUUAAAUUCUGUGUGGAGAUGACCAUUUUGAAAUGUCUCAGGGUCUUAUGUGCUGUAAAAAUUGCUAAAGGUGCACUUACACUGUAA
Bombina bombina (fire-bellied toad) is the source of this 2373-nucleotide messenger RNA. RefSeq names its product SUMO specific peptidase 5 (gene SENP5). The record is from RefSeq and is a predicted model, not a curated record. The transcript is spliced from 8 exons. Gene Ontology annotation, cellular component: nucleus. The coding region runs from base 337 to 2373 and encodes 678 amino acids. Gene Ontology annotation, molecular function: deSUMOylase activity. Gene Ontology annotation, biological process: protein desumoylation. NCBI's taxonomy places the organism in Eukaryota, Metazoa, Chordata, Amphibia, Anura, Bombinatoridae.